UCACUUCCCGCUGCGGGCCCUUCCCGGCCGCCAUCUUGGUGCGGUGUGGGGGGAAGCGGGGGGCCCGUGGGCCGCGGGGCCGCUCGAUGGGAAGAUGCAGCGCGCGGGGCCGGGCGGGGCGGGGCCUGGCGCCGUGCUGGGGGCGGGGCCGGGGCGCGCGCUGCUGAGGCGGGAGCUGCGGCUGCUCGAGUCCAUCUUCCACCGCGGGCACGAGCGCUUCCGCAUCGCCCGCGCCUGCCCGGACGAGCUGGGCUGCGAGUUCCUGCCCGGCCCGGCCGGCAGCGGGCCCGUCCGUAUCCAUGGCAACAUCACGGAGUCUUAUCCGGCUGUCCCUCCAAUAUGGUCCGUGGAAUCGGACGAUCCCAACUUAGCGGCGAUCCUAGAGCGGCUAGCCGACGUGAAGAAAGGAAACACGUUGCUUUUGCAGCACCUGAAGCGGAUCAUUUCCGACCUCUGCAAGCUCUACAACCUCCCGCAGCAUCCGGAUGUCGAGAUGCUGGACCAGCCUCUGCCUGCAGAGCAGAGCACACAGGAAGAAGUGUCCUCUGAGGAAGAAGAUGAGGAGAUGCCGGAGGACACGGAGGAGCUGGAUCACUACGAGAUGAAGGAGGAGGAGCCAGCGGAAGGGAAGAAGGCAGAGGACGAUGGCAUCGGCAAGGAGAACCUGGCCAUCCUAGAGAAAAUAAAAAAGAACCAGAGGCAAGAUUACUUAAAUGGGGCAGUGUCUGGGUCCGUGCAGGCCACCGACCGGCUAAUGAAGGAGCUCAGGGAUAUUUACCGAUCGGCAAGUUUCAAAGGCGGAAACUAUGCAGUUGAACUAGUGAACGACAGCUUGUACGACUGGAACGUCAAACUCCUGAAGGUGGACGAGGACAGCGCUUUGCACAGCGACCUGCAGAUCCUCAAAGAGAAAGAGGGGUCGGAUUUCAUCCUUCUGAACUUCACCUUCAAGGAUAACUUCCCCUUCGACCCGCCCUUCGUAAGAGUCGUGUCUCCCGUGCUCUCGGGGGGGUACGUCCUGGGUGGAGGUGCCAUCUGCAUGGAGCUUCUGACGAAGCAGGGCUGGAGCAGCGCCUAUUCCGUGGAAUCUGUGAUCAUGCAGAUCAGUGCCACACUGGUGAAAGGCAAAGCCAGGGUCCAGUUUGGCGCCAACAAAAACCAGUACAGCCUGACGAGAGCACAGCAGUCAUACAAGUCCCUGGUCCAGAUCCAUGAGAAGAACGGCUGGUACACGCCCCCCAAGGAAGAUGGAUAGCGCGGGGUGGGGGCCGCCUGGACCAAUCCGACACCCCCGCUGAACGCUGUGCUCGGCUCGUCAAAAACGCCUCCUCUCCCUCCCAAGGACAGGA
Euleptes europaea (tarantolino) is the source of this 1349-nucleotide messenger RNA. RefSeq names its product ubiquitin conjugating enzyme E2 Q1 (gene UBE2Q1). The transcript has 13 exons. The record is from RefSeq and is a predicted model, not a curated record. NCBI's taxonomy places the organism in Eukaryota, Metazoa, Chordata, Lepidosauria, Squamata, Sphaerodactylidae. Bases 95 to 1255 code for a protein of 386 amino acids.